This is a messenger RNA of Doryrhamphus excisus (bluestripe pipefish), 3434 nucleotides long. RefSeq names its product transmembrane protein 184C (gene tmem184c). Lineage: Eukaryota; Metazoa; Chordata; Actinopteri; Syngnathiformes; Syngnathidae. The record is from RefSeq and is a predicted model, not a curated record.
ACACAAUCCAGAAGCCGGAAGCAUUCUAAGCAAAGGAAGUACUUCGGAAACUUUGAGACUUACAAGAAAGAAAAUUCAUUUCUGACUACUUUUAAUUUACUAUAAAUGCGAGUGUGUAGUUGUACAUAAGUAUACCUUUAAACACUGCGUUUGUUGUUUAGUGACUUUAUAUGGCGUACUGAAAAUGGGCCGUGUACAUAGUUUGUUUACAUGGCAAAAUAGCUAGCAAGCUAGUAGCCAGUAGCUAGCACAAUAGGAGGCACAUGAAUUGAUAAUUAUCUAACAGCUUUUGAAAUCAAACUUCGAAAUUCAGGCGUUUACCUACUUGUAAACAAGGGAAGUCUUCAUUUUCUUGCCAAAUGUGUCCAGUUUUGUUCGUUGUGCGAACACCGAUAUAAAACUUGGCGGAAAGGCCCGGCGUCUUCAUGUCAAAGAUGCCGUGCUCCUGUGGGAAUUGGAGAAGAUGGAUUCGUCCUUUGGUUGUUUUGUUGUAUAUUUUGUUGUUGCUCGUCGUCUUGCCGCUGUGCGUCUGGGAACUUCAGAAGUCAGAGGUUGGUACUCAUAACAAAGCCUGGUUCAUUGCUGGGAUAUUCGUCUUUAUGACCAUCCCCAUAUCAUUAUGGGGUAUCCUCCAGCAUCUGGUUCACUACACGCAACCUGAGCUUCAGAAACCCAUCAUUAGGAUAUUAUGGAUGGUGCCAAUCUACAGCUUGGACAGUUGGAUCGCGCUAAAAUAUCCGAGCAUUGCCAUUUAUGUGGACACGUGCAGAGAAUGCUACGAGGCCUACGUCAUCUACAACUUCAUGACCUUCCUGCUCAACUACCUGGAGAAUCAAUACCCCAGCCUGGUGAUGAUGCUGGAGGUCCAGGAGCAGCAGAAGCACCUUCCUCCUCUCUGCUGCUGCCCGCCCUGGCCUAUGGGAGAGGUUUUACUUUUAAGGUGCAAGCUGGGAGUACUGCAGUACACCGUAGUUAGACCCGUCACGACUAUCAUUGCUCUGAUCUGUCAGCUAUGCAACGUGUACGACGAAGGCAACUUUAGCUCAACUAACGCUUGGACGUACCUGGUUAUUUUCAACAACAUGUCACAGCUGUUUGCCAUGUACUGCCUGGUGCUGUUCUACCGGGCUCUGCGAGAGGAGCUGAGUCCCAUCCAACCAGUGGGAAAAUUUCUGUGUGUCAAAAUGGUGGUCUUUGUCUCAUUUUGGCAAGCCGUGCUAAUUGCUUUACUGGUCAAAGUGGGCAUCAUUUCGGAAAAACGCACAUGGGACUGGCAAAGCGUGGAGGCGGUGGCUACGGGACUACAGGAUUUCGUCAUAUGCGUGGAGAUGUUCCUGGCGGCCAUCGCGCACCACUUCAGCUUCACGUACAAGCCUUACAUCCAGGAGGCUGAGGAGGGCUCGUGCUUCGACUCCUUCAUGGCCAUGUGGGACAUCUCCGACGUCAGGGCCGACAUCUCGGAACAAGUCCGGAAUGUUGGCAGGACAGUCAUGGGUCGCCCCAGGAAGUCGUACUUUGGUGAGGCGCAGAGCGACGGCGAGAGCUCGGGCCUCCUCUCCUCGUCGGCCUCUCAAGACGCCAUCGCAGAGGCAGCAUCCAAUCCGGUGUCACCCAAGGGCCGGUACGAAGGCAUGGGGAGUACCCAGACGCCGCACUCUCUGUCAGCCCCCGCCGGGCUCAGCGACGCAAACUGGGAAGAAGGACACGAGGCCAGGCCUGAAGAGAACGACGGAGCCGAAGAAGCGGCACACGCAGACCUGAUCGUCAUCACUUAGCGUAUUAUGUCAUCACUUAGUAACACGGUUGGGCGGGACCCAGUGACUGAACUUGUUCAACAGUUGCCUGUGAUAGCUGGAAGAAUGUUCCAUGAGGAUAUGGCACUACUACACUACUUUAAGCUUCGAUCAGGUGCGGCCAAUAUUGACAAACAUUUAGAAAAUUCCACAAAGUAUAAAUAUACUUUUGCAGAAAAUUAUAAGGAUUUAAAUAGAACCUAUAACAAUAUCUCUUCUGGUCAGAAAUGUACCGUAAAAUUCGAGUAUAUAAGCUGGACCGACUAAAUUUCGGGAAUUUUUAAUUUUUUUUUACAUAAGUGACACAUGCCCGUGUUAUAAAUUGGCAUAUUAGGGCGUGCACGAGUAAGGACAUGGCGGCUCUUUACAAAGAGCCAAUCAUCAACUCACGACUAGCUUGUUGCCAGAAGUCAGUACUCAAUACAACAGGCUGACUCGCCGUGUCAUCUUACAAAUAACACUAAACUCAUCACACAGCAACUUAACACUCCAAAAGGUAUACCUGAGAUAUAUAUAUACACGUAUAUAUACACAAACAUGUUCCAAUCACAAGUUCAAAUCAGUUUAGAAAAUGGAUGGUUGGUGCGGCAAUGCUAUAUCAGCCUACCAGAGGGAGGCUGACGUCAAUGCAGUACCCCAAUGAAUGUGUAGUUCAAAUGCAAUGCAUCAUGGGAUAACUCUAAAAGAGUUGUUUCCCCCCCUCCCCAUUUUUAAACUUGUAUUGGUAUGUGUUUGUAUAUUUUCUCAGGUAUACCUAUGGCGUGUUAAACUUCUGUGUGACGAAUUUAAUGACACGACACGACUAGCUUGUUGCAGGAAGUCAGUACUCAAUACAACAGGCUGACUCGCUGUGUCAUCUUACAAAUAACACUAAACUCAUCACACAGCAACUUAAUACUCAAAAAGGUAUACCCGAGAUAUAUAUAUAUAUAUCCAAACAUGUACCAAAACAAUAUCAAAUCAGCAUAGAAAAUGGAUGGUUGGUGCGGCAAUGCUAUAUCAGCCUACCAGAGGGAGGCUGACGUCAAUGCAGUACCCCAAUGAAUGUGUUGUUCAAAUGAAAUGCAUUAUGAGAUAACUCUAAACGAGUUUUAAACUUGUAUUGGUAUGUGUCUGUAUAUUUUCUCAGAGUGUUAAGUUCCCGUGUGACGAAUUUAAUGACACCGUGAGUGUUAUAUUGUUCUGUGAUUUCCAAUGGGUUGGCAAGCUCGAUAUACAUGCUCAUGAAGCUUUCCUCACUGACUCAGGAGCGGCACAGUUUGAAAACAAUUAGUGAAUUAGAAUUUAGCCAUAUUAGCCGCACCACUACAAAGUGUAAGAAAAAAUGAGCGGCUUAUACGGCAGAAUUUAGCGUAUAUACACUCAUCAAGGGAAUAAAUGUCCUGGUAAUUAUGGGAUUUAUUUGAAUUAUAGGUUCGAAUUUUACAAUUGUAUAAUUUACACAAGUUUUACGUCCAGACUCAAAUUGAACUUGGUAAUUUUUAGCUCCGCCCUAAGCCAUUUAAUAUGAUUGGUUACUGACUUGAAGGGAUACCGACAUGUAAAACGAGUGUUACUAAUUGUGAUAAGUCAUAUCCUGUAUCCUGUCCAAUGCCUUACACAGCUUUUAUUUUUUACAAUAAAACUGACAAUAAAACACAA